UGUUGCUGGCCGUGGCCGUGUGUCAGUCAGUCGAGUGGGCGCCGCUGUCUGGUGCGCUUCGCUCUGCCGCUGUCAGCCUGCCCACCACAGCUGCGAGGCCGCGCUUGGCGAUCGCACCUGCGAGCGCGAGCGAACCGGGCUGUCAUUCGCCGCAGUUGCUUACAAAACAGUGCGACUCUUCACCGCACUGGGCACGGCGCGGACGCCCGCCCCAACCCGGUGCAUACCCUGCACCCCGUGCCCGUGGUGCUCAUCUCAGCCUCCCGUCCGAAGCAGACCGUGUCCUGAGCCCCCUCACCUCACAGGCUCCGUGUUAUGUAACGUGAUCUGUCCAGCUCGCUGAGGCGCUAAAACGGAUACGCCAUUGUAUCUACUCCCAACCGCAGGAAAGAGCGUAGCAGCUGAUCAUGGCCUUGGCUGGCUUGUGGCGGGCGAUGACCCGCCGGAAGGUGGUGGACUUGGCGCCGUCCUCGCCGACGCCGUCCACGUCGGCCGAGACAGCCUCGUCCUCGUCGUCGGCCCCGUCGUCGUCGGGGGCCCCGCUGGCCCGCGUCCUCAACACGUACGACCUGACGGCCUUGGGCGUCGGCUCGACCCUGGGCGUGGGCGUCUAUGUACUGGCUGGGUCGGUGGCCAGGGAGGCUGCCGGCCCCGCCGUGGUCAUCUCCUUCGCCGUGGCCGCCAUCGCGUCCAUCUUCGCGGGUCUGUGCUACGCUGAGUUCGGCUCCCGCGUCCCUCUGGCCGGCUCCGCCUACAUCUACAGCUAUGUCAGCAUUGGGGAGUUCAUGGCGUUCAUCAUUGGCUGGAACCUCAUCAUGGAGUACGUGAUUGGUUGUGCGAGUGUUGCUCGCGGCCUCAGCAACUAUCUGGAUCAAUUGUUCGGCAACGUGAUGCAGACGAGCUUCCAAAGUGUUGUACACCUUCACGUUUCAUUCCUCUCUCCCUAUAUUGACUUUUUCUCAUUUAUAAUAUCGUUCCUCUUGUCGGUUGUUCUAGCUUUCGGUGUGAAGGAGUCAAUGUCUCUAAAUAAUCUAUUCACAGCCGUUAAUAUGGCUGUGGUUUUGUUUGUGAUAGUUGCUGGAGCAUUCAAUGCGGACAUAGCAAACUGGCAAAUAGAUCCAGCAAAAGUUGCCCCCGAUGUAGUGGCAGAUCACAAACUAGGGAAAGGAGGGUUUUUACCGUUUGGAGUUAUGGGAGUUUUACGAGGAGCUGCUACAUGCUUUUAUGGUUUUAUUGGCUUUGACUGUAUUGCUACCACAGGAGAAGAAGUGAAGAAUCCAAAGAGAGCUAUUCCGAUUUCAAUUAUAGUCUCCCUUAUCAUUAUAUUCUUAGCCUACUUUGGUGUUUCUGCAGUGCUCACGCUCAUGUGGCCAUACUAUCUUCAGGACCCAGAUGCUCCUCUUCCUUUUGUGUUCCAAGAAAUUGGGUGGCCAUUUGCUCAGUGGACUGUUGCCAUUGGAGGAAUUUUUGGUUUAUUUGCAAGUUUGUUUGGAGCAAUGUAUCCACUUCCUCGAGUCAUAUAUGCCAUGGCAAAUGACGGUCUUAUUUUCAAAUUUUUGGGAGAAGUUCAUCCAAAGUACAAGACUCCUCUUGUUGGAACUCUUUUGGCGGGCUUAAUAACAGGUAUCAUGGCAGCAUUAUUUAAACUGCAGCAACUAGUGGCAAUGUUGUCUUUUGGCACUCUUGUUGCCUACACAAUUGUUGCUGCAUGUGUCCUUCUCUUAAGGUACAAAUACUCAGUUUCUGAAACUGAUGAUAAACCCGAAGAAGCAGUUUCUCUUCUGAAUGAUUCAGAUGACAUAUACAGGUGCUAUGAGUCUGAUGAAAUCGCUGUAACUGACUACAAGGAAACUACAAAUCUGGUUUCUCUUAAAGAGAGGCCCACUAUUUCAAAACUCUUUGCUCAAGUGUUCAAUUCUCAAGGCCUAAAAAGUCCAACUGCAGUCAGUAGUCGACUUGUCAGCAUUUUGGUUGUUCUUUACUGUGGACUCUCUGUUGCCCUAGGACUAUGUUUGGUGCACAUGGAAUAUGGGCUGAUGUAUGGGGAAUGGCUCCCACUGUCUCUAGUUUGUGUGCUAAGUUCGCUCCUCCUGAUUGUUGUACUGUCAAUGGCUCUUCAGCCCAGUUCUAACAUGGAACUUCCUUUCAAGGUUCCUUUUGUUCCAGUCAUACCUGCUCUUAGUAUUCUUCUGAACAUUUACCUCAUUCUGAUGUCAGAUGCUCAGACCUGUAUCAGAUUCGGUAUCUGGAUGGCAAUUGGUGUACCUGUGGGACUUUUCUUCAUUGCACCUGUGAUACUCUACUUCAUUUCACUUGCAUGCCGCUCCUUCUUGAACUGCUGUGGUUCACCUCCAGCCUCCUUUGCACGGCCUCAGGCACCUCUCACCUUAGGAAUGCCAUCAGUACUCGAAAUUAACAAAGUGUCUCCAUUGAACGGAACUGUUAAGGGAAAUGGAGGUAUAGAAAAUUUAUGUUUUGGGAAGGAAAUGGCACAGAGUACAGAAUCGUUAAUGGUUGAAAAAUGUUCCAUUGAGGUGAAAGUUCAGUGUGCCACACCAAUCCCAACAGAUAGCAGUAGUGAAGACAUUAAUUUUUCAGUUGUGCAACCAGUAGAAAUAGCUAUCAAUACAAAUAGUGGCAUUAAUGUAUGCUCUAAUGAUUCACCUGUGAGUGACUGCCUUGAAAGUUCAAAGUUGGAUGAUGUCAGUCUAGAUCAUGCAGACUUCUUUUCUGAUUCUGAUGGUGAUACCUCAAUUACUGAAGUUGCAAAUGAUUUGCUGUCAAUUAUAGAACAGAAUGAAAUUAAGAUUCAAGGUGACUUAAGUCAAAGUAAUGAAGCUAAGGGUUUGGAUUAUAGCAUGCAAUCAAUUGAGGCAGCACUUGUAUCCAGUCCUGGUAUAUCUUUAGAAACUCAUAAUGUCGUAUCUGAGCUAUGCAAUGAUCAAAAGUCCAAUUUUGAAGAUCAUGAUGAGGAUGUUAGAAGUUUAUAUCCAGAUGUUGUUGUUAUAUCAUCUUCUGAAGAAGACAUUCAAUCACGAAAAAGUAGUAUUACAAACAGUGAUGUGCUAAAGGACAGUAUUGCCCCAGAUCCUAUUCAUAAAACAAAUAUUUCACGUGCAAAUGAUGGAACGUUUGAUACUAAUCCAUCUCAACGCUCUUGUCAAGAUCCUACUAAUUCAUUCCUUAUUGACAUAGGUGAAACAGAGAGCGAACCUACUGAAAAAACAUCCGUGAAAUUUGGCCUGUGUGAAUCAGAAAGCAUUCCUGUUAUUAAACGAAAAGAAAGCUCUGGUGUAGAAUGUGAGGCAACAUAUCCCUUAAAAAAUCCAAACUUUGUUAAAUCUCUUGAAAAAAUUAUCGGGGCGCAAACAGUAAAAAUUAAGUCGAGAUCUCACCCUCCACUCCUUAAAACAAUGUCCAUGACUUCUAUAGCUUCAUCACCAGAACGACAGUCAACUUCUAUUGCACCCAAUGUUCUAUCAAAACUGGAAAGUACUAAGUCCCUUAAAGAAAUAGAAUUUGAACAACCGGAUGAAGUCAGUCCAGUUAAGUCUGCUGAUAAUUCUGAUAACUCCUCUAAUGAAGAUGACAGCACUCCCAUUGGAGACAUUAAAGCAAAGUUGGAAAUGAUUCUAUCUAGUAAUAUUAGCUGCGGUGUUGUUGGCUCUCCUAUUUCAAAAUCAAGUCCAAAGGAAUUCAGUCAACCCUUGCAUGGUGAUGGGUCAAGUAGUGAUGUUUCUGGUAAUGAAGUUGCAGAGAACCAUUCCACUGAAAUUUUGCAUUCAGAAGAAGUUGAAGAAACUAGGAGGCGUAUGCGUAGUGUAUUAGGAACAUUAAAACUUAAGAGUCAAAGUACAGAUCCCAUUCAAAAUGCAGAUUCCAACAUUAAUCUGCAAUCCCCACAUUCUGAAGAAAUGGAUGAGACAAGGAAACGCAUGCUGAAUGUGUUAGGGACAUUAAAACUACGUAGCCAAAAUCAGCAAACGUCUCCUUAGCUGGUUGGGUACUUUCCAUAUGUUGGCAUGGCAAUGGUUAUAACAUGGUUAUGGGUAGUGUAAAAUUGCAUGUUAAAGGGAGAAUUGGUGAAUGUGUUUAACUACUACUUUGUAAAUUUUGUACUGGUACUGUUGUACACUGUAGCUUCAGUGUUUCAUUAGUCUUUUCUUUACUCUCUUCAGGACUGAGUAUUUACUUCUUCUAUGGUCUGAAGAACAGUAGUGAAAAUAAGAGCUCCAGAUCUGCCUACACAACUGUUGCAAAACCUGAGGGAGACAAAAAGAAAAAUUACAAUUAAAUUGUUAUUUAUUACCAUAAAGAUAUAACAAAUUAUUGUGAUUCUAGAAGCUGUACCUUUUUGAAAAUUACUUGCCUAGCCUAUCAUGCAUUAACUUAUGUGGUUUCUUUCAUCUAGUCCUUGACUCUGUCAAGAGGAAGACCGCUUAUUUUAUUAUUUGUCAAAAUUAGUGACAUGAUACAACUUAAAUUCUGUCUGUAAUCAACUAAAUGUCUAAACCUGGGGUUUACUGUUUUGUUAUGAAGACUGUUCAAUUUUAUUCUUACCGACUUGCCAUGUAAUAACUUUCUUAAACAAUUUGUGUUCAUUACUCCCAAAGUUGAGCAUUGUUUCCAUUAAAAAUGGAAAUGACUCUUAUUAUAAAAUUGCUAAACAGUACUGUGUAUUGUUAUACAUACAUGUUACACAUAUUGUGUACCGAGUUCCACAAUGGAGUUCUGUUUUUAUUUUAUAUAAAUGUUUUAAUUUAUGUGCAACUACAAUUAGGAUGUGGACUCAUUUCUUAAUAAAUCUGUGAUUGUAGAAUGCCUGCUGUGUACAGAAACACAUAAAUUGCAAGCAGAUAUCUGUGAUAUGUUAAAAGUAUUGUUGCUAUAAUUAUGUUAAAAUACCAAUAGAAAAUAUUUUUUUUUAAUACAAGUUAAGAUAAAAUUUUAA
Molecule: messenger RNA, 4951 nt
Organism: Frankliniella occidentalis (western flower thrips)
Lineage: Eukaryota; Metazoa; Arthropoda; Insecta; Thysanoptera; Thripidae
Exons: 15
Coding region: 408-3995 (1195 amino acids)
Biological process (GO): amino acid transport; transmembrane transport
Cellular component (GO): plasma membrane
Molecular function (GO): amino acid transmembrane transporter activity
Source: RefSeq, a predicted model, not a curated record